AUGUCUUCAUCGAAAUUCACCUCCCUUCUCUAUCUUCUCAGCUUUGUUCUUCUUUUCAAAGCUGCUUUUGGUUACGGCUAUCUCCAUCACAUUUGUUCAAGCACUGAGAAGUUUACCACCAACGACCCUUUUGACACAAACCUACGAGACCUCGCAGGUAAUCUUUCAAAUGCAACACCAGCCAAUGGGUUCGCUCUUGAUUCCAGGGGACAGAGCCCCUACCAAGUAUAUGGACUUGCUCUUUGUCUCGUUAAUGUCCCCAAGGAAGAUUGCUGGGGCUGUGUUUCUAAUGCAGGCCAAGAUAUUCUCAACCGUUGCCCAAAUACCAAAGGGGCAACCAUAUGGUAUGUGAAAUGCUUAUUCAAGUAUCGAAAUGAGAAUUUCUUUGGCCAACUAGACCUCAAUGGCGUGGGCUCUUGUUCCCCGAAUAAUGUAAGCGAGUCCAUUAUAUCAUUUAACGAAAACAGAAACAAUUUGUGGAGCCAACUUGCCAACGAAACUCUUGGAUCGCAAAAUUUGUACGCAGUAGGAAGUUCAGAACUCAACGGAUCAAGUAAACUGUAUGGGUUUACUCAGUGCACGAAGGAUAUUUCUAGGGCUGAUUGUGGGGUUUGUCUUGAUUCUUCAUUCAGGUACAUUUCCGAAAAUUGUAAUGGGAAACAAGGUGGAAGCAUUUCGACCGGGAGUUGCAGCAUAAGAUAUGAGAUGUACGAAUUUCUCAACAAUUGA
Corylus avellana is the source of this 729-nucleotide messenger RNA. The record is from RefSeq and is a predicted model, not a curated record. Lineage: Eukaryota; Viridiplantae; Streptophyta; Magnoliopsida; Fagales; Betulaceae.